This is a messenger RNA of Rubroshorea leprosula, 2343 nucleotides long. The record is from the annotation of a GenBank genome assembly. Lineage: Eukaryota; Viridiplantae; Streptophyta; Magnoliopsida; Malvales; Dipterocarpaceae.
AUCGUCAUCACAUUCAUCAUCUUCAUCAAAAUUAUAGUGUGCCCUUUUGCCUUUUUGGCAUCCUCAAAAGCAAAAUUCCUCAUAGUCUUCUCCUCCUCCUUGCUUCUUCUUAUCAAAGUCUUCAAGUAUAUCCUCUUUCUUUAAUACAUGUAAUCCAGUUUUGUACUUAUUUUAUUGAAUGCAAUUUAGCUUGCAUGUGUAUCAAAUUUAUUCUUCUCUCAGCUUUCUUUCCCAAUUCAGUUCGCUUUCAAGAUCGUACCUUUACUGUUCAAACACGCAAAACUUGUUUUCUUACUGUCUGUUGAUUGAUUCACCUUUAAAAAAAAAAAAAAGAAACUUUUUUGGUGAUUCCCUUUUCGAAGAUUUUCUGAAUCUUCAUUUCUUGGUGAUCUUGUUCACAAAAGUGUUGAUUUUCGGCUUUGCACUUGAAAAUCCAAAGAGAGAAGGUUGAAUUUUUGCGUUUCGGUUUGCUAUUGGGAUUCCUGAGAGGAGAUUUGGUGUUUAGAACGGGCAAUUAAAACAAAGAUUAUUGAGAGGGAAAUCUUUUUAGGUUUAAUCUCAAAUUUAAAACUUAUUUGUUUGUGAGAUGUUCAAGAGUUGCUAAAUAUGAAUUUCAGGAAAAGAAAGUUAGAAGGAUUCACUAGAAUGACAACCAUGAGUCAGCCUAAGAUUAAGCGUAGGGUCGGUAAAUAUGAAGUAGGAAGAACAAUUGGUGAAGGGACAUUUGCCAAGGUUAAGUUUGCAAGAAACUCUCAGACUGGAGAACCCGUGGCACUUAAGAUCCUUGAUAAAGAGAAGGUUCUCAAGCACAAGAUGGCUGAUCUGAUCAAGCGGGAAAUAGCCACAAUGAAGCUGAUAAAGCAUCCAAAUGUUGUUCGACUAUAUGAGGUGAUGGGAAGCAAAACAAAGAUAUAUAUAGUUAUGGAGUUUGUCAAUGGAGGAGAGCUGUUUGAUAAAAUUGUAAACAAUGGACGGAUGAGAGAGGAUGAAGCACGGAGAUAUUUCCAGCAGCUCAUUAAUGCUGUCGAUUAUUGUCACAGCAGGGGUGUCUUUCACAGAGACCUGAAGCCUGAAAAUCUGCUGUUGGAUGCAUAUGGCAACCUUAAAGUUUCUGAUUUUGGAUUAAGUGCAUUAUCACAGCAAGUCAGGGAUGAUGGCCUACUCCAUACCACCUGUGGAACUCCUAAUUAUGUGGCACCUGAGGUCCUUAAUGACAGAGGAUAUGAUGGGGCAACCGCAGAUCUCUGGUCAUGUGGGGUGAUACUCUUUGUAUUGCUUGCAGGGUAUUUGCCUUUUGAUGAUUCUAAUAUUCUGAACCUGUACAAAAAAAUUUCAGCUGCUGAAUUCACUUGUCCUCCUUGGCUGUCUUUUAGUGCCAUGAAAUUGAUAACUCGAAUCUUGGACCCAAACCCAAUGACACGUAUUACAAUUCCUGAAAUUUUGGAAGAUGAAUGGUUUAAGAAAGGUUACAAGCCCCCUGUGUUUGAUGAGAAAGAAGAUGCAAACUUGGAUGAUGUAGAAGCUGUUUUUAAGGAUUCAGAGGAACACCACGUGACAGAAAAGAAAGAAGAACAGCCAGCAGCAAUGAAUGCAUUUGAAUUAAUUGCUAUGUCAAAAGGGUUAAACCUUGCGAAUUUGUUUGAUGCAGAACAGGAAUUCAAGAGGGAAACAAGGUUCACAUCCAAGUGCCCUGCUAAUGAGAUUAUCCAUAAGAUUGAGGAAGCUGCAAAGCCUCUUGGCUUUGAUGUACACAAGAAGAAUUACAAGAUGAGGCUUGAGAACCUUAAAGCUGGGAGAAAAGGAAACCUAAAUGUGGCCACAGAGGUAUUUCAAGUAGCACCUUCACUGCAUAUGGUAGAGGUGCGGAAAGCAAAAGGGGACACUUUGGAGUUCCACAAGUUCUAUAAAAACCUCUCAGCUGGUCUUGAAGACGUUGUUUGGAAAACUGAGGAGGACAUGCAACAAGUGAAGUAAAUAUGAAGCCCAAUCUUUUUGCGACCUGUCCAUCCCUGCAAAAUGUUCCUUGGUUUCCUUAUAUCUUCAUUCUUUUUGCCCCAUCUUUUUUUUUAUUAUUUUUAGGUUUUGGGAUUGUUUUUCAAUUUUUUGCCCUGUAGGAUUAAAACAUGUUGGCUUCUCCAAUUGUUUUCCUGUAUUAUUGUUGUUGGAAAGCAUGGAUGAACUUGUUUGGUGAAUUACACUCUAAAGGGAUAUUUUACUGGAGGUCUCUCGAUUUGGGACCUACUUUUCUGUUUGGUCCCUGAAAUUCAUUGCUCUCUUUCACAAGGAAAAUGGAAAGUGGAAAAUGGCACCCCACAACACGUGAAAUAUAGCACAUGGUUUUCA